UAGUCAGCUGACCCGCGAGUUUGGUAAACAAGAGCUACUUAAAGCUUGCAUAAGUUGUAAAUAAUUCGCAUAGUUUGAUCGUUAGAAAUAACUGCUGGAAAAAAUAUCGUGUUUCCUUUAUUACAUUUAAAUUAUGUGGGGUGAAAAGAAAGUUCUUUAUAAAGCGGAUGGUGUGUUAUCCACCGUAAACGUUGUGGAGGCUCUUCAGGAGUUCUGGCAGAUGAAGGCGCAGAGAAAUGGCACAGCCGGUGCAGGCAGUAGCGCUCUGGUCAUCUACGAGUCAGUGCCCUCGGCACAUCCACCAUAUGUCUGUUACGUCACUUUGCCAGGGGGAGCAUGCUUUGGGAGCUUUCAGAAUUGUCCAACAAAAGCUGAAGCGAGGCGAAGUGCAGCGAAAAUAGCACUGAUGAAUAGUGUUUUCAACGAGCAUGAGUCCCGCCGGAUAUCGGAGCCCUUCAUAGAGAAGGCGGUCGCGGAGGCGAGGGCUUCCUUCGGGGGAGACGCCACCCCGCAUCAUCAGGACUCGAGUGCCGGGAUUGCGGCGUUUAGAUUUAUGCUGGAAGCCAACAAGGGACGAACGAUGCUGGAGUUCCAAGAACUGAUGACGGUCUUCCAGCUCCUCCACUGGAACGGGUCCUUACGAGCGAUGAGAGAACGACAAUGUUCCAGGCAAGAAGUAGUCGCUCACUACUCCGCAAGAGCACUGGAUGACACGAUGCGAGAGCAAAUGGCGAGAGAGUGGGCUUCGAGAGAGAGAGAGGCCGGGAGUGGGGGUGGAGUUCUCAGGAACGAGCUAGCGAGAGCAGAGAGGGAACUUAGAGCGGCUCGACUCGCGGCCAGAGAGCUGAGGUUCCCGAAGGAAAAACGUGAUAUAUUACUGAUGGCUGCCAGACACGCCCCGCCCAGUAGCAAUAGUGAUCUCACCCCGCGAAACUAAUGUUUGUUGUAUUUUAAUAUAGGCUAUUAGUAUAAGUA
This is a messenger RNA of Leptidea sinapis, 975 nucleotides long. RefSeq names its product protein limb expression 1 homolog (gene lft). The coding region runs from base 134 to 937 and encodes 267 amino acids. NCBI's taxonomy places the organism in Eukaryota, Metazoa, Arthropoda, Insecta, Lepidoptera, Pieridae. The transcript is spliced from 4 exons. Gene Ontology annotation, cellular component: cytoplasm. Gene Ontology annotation, biological process: autophagosome maturation. The record is from RefSeq and is a predicted model, not a curated record.